ACACCGAGACAGAGAUCCGCUGCCCCUCCACUGACACGCUCACACACACACACACACACACACACACACACACACACACACACGCACCAAACACACACACACCCGGGACGGACCGGAGCUGCGCGCCCGGAGAGGAGAGCUGAUGACCGGAAACUGGAGAUGAAGUGUGACCACUCCCUGCAGUUCGGAUGAUGGGACGUCACGUCGAUCUGAACCUGCUGUGUUGAGCCCGAAGUCUCCCCGACACCAGGACCAGCCGCCCAGUCCGAUCCCCUGAAGAGAACCCUCGCACCGCCCAGGGGUUCAGAGGUCGGAGGCCAGAGGUCAUCAUGCAGACCAUCAAGUGUGUGGUCGUUGGCGACGGCGCCGUGGGGAAGACCUGCCUCCUCAUCUCCUACACCACGGGAGCGUUCCCCAAAGAGUACAUCCCCACCGUGUUCGACAACUACAGCAGCCAGGUGACGGUGGACAGCAGGAUCAUCAGUCUGAACCUGUGGGACACGGCGGGCCAGGAGGAGUACGACCGGCUGAGGACGCUGUCCUACCCUCAGACCAACGUCUUCGUCAUCUGCUUCUCCAUCUCGAGCCCCGCCUCCUACGAGAACGUCAAGCACAAGUGGCACCCAGAGGUGUCCCACCACUGUCCCGGCGUCCCCAUCCUCCUGGUGGGCACGAAGAGCGACCUCCGGAGCGACGCCGAGACCCAGAGGAAGCUGAAGGAGCAGAACCAGGCGCCCGUCACCCACCAGCAGGGCACCGCCCUGGCCCGCCAGAUCCACGCCGUGCGCUACAUGGAGUGCUCGGCUCUCAACCAGGACGGCAUCAAAGACGUGUUCGUCGAGGCGGUGAGGGCCUUCCUCAACCCGCAGCCCGCCGCCACCGCCUCCAAGAAGAUCUGCGUCCUGUUGUAGGAAACCCCGCCCGCCGAGGAAGACGGACGUCUGGGGCGGGACUUUCUUUGAUUACGCCUUUCUUCUUUUGAUCUGAAGUAGCAGAUUUGAGCUUCCCACCUGCAAACGGUUCUACUGUGAAUCUGAACCUAAUUACAAACAGCAGCUGCUAACGGCUAACAGCUAGCGGCUAGUCUGCUCAACCGGUCAAGCUUUCAGGUGUAAAGAAUCUGCUCCAGUGUCGGACGUUGACCUUCCGUCUUCAUUCUCUGCAUCACGUCUGUCAGUCUCAAGUUUUUAACGUCGGUCUUGACUUUUCAUCUUUAUUAACCUUGAUGUUUCGCUUCAUACAUUUCAUCGUCAGUCUCAACACUUUCAUUCAAUACUGGGGUGUCAAACACAUUUUAUUUUCUGGGUCACAUUCAGCACAAUUUCAUCCAAUUUGGGCCGGACCGGUACAACAGAGUCACAGUAGCCUUGAAAGUCCCUCUUUUUGAGCAUCCAUUGUGAAAAUGUUUAUUUUUAACAAAUAAAUAAAACCAUUACAAUCCAAAAUACCACCAAUCUCAACAUAAAGUCAAUGUCAUUGACUUGCAGUACAGUCAGUUGUUCUAAAAGCUUCUCCUCUCGAUGUUAAUGUUUUUCUGAACUCCCCCCGACAGCAUGGCUUUGAGGCUAAUGCUAGUUAGCUAGCUGUCAUCACUGAUGUCUCAGCUCGGCUCUCGCUCUUGUGGUUUCUUCACUUCUAUUGUCUCAGUGUCUUCUUUGACAUCUUUACAGUUUACUUGGUUUUUGACCGGAUGGGAGCCUCAUGCGGGCCGGUUUUGGCCCACGGACCUCAUGUUUGUCACCCCUGAUCUACUUGUUUUAUCUUUAGAGUCAACUGUUGGUGCUUCGUUCUCUCUAACUUCUCCUUUCUAUUUUUAAAGUCUUGGCGGUUCUUGAUCGCUCUGGUUUCAGUCUCGGCUUUUUCACUUUUCUCGUUGAUCUUAAAUUAUCUUCAGCUUCAACUCGUCAUCAUUCUCUUAGAGGUUUUAAAUUCCUCUUUAAUCUGUGUUUAGCUUUCAUUCUGAAAACAUUUCCUGUCUCGACAGUUCAGAUUUAAAAAUGUUUACGCUUUAUUUCAAUAUUAAAAAUAGAACAUCUGAUGUGAAAGGGAGCCUUUGGAGGUGAUUGAACUUCGGCUGUGCUUCAGUUAGCUUGUCGGUUGGGAUAACGGCUCCGAUGAUAAUGCGUCUAUUUUAUUUUCUGUCCUUUUAUUUAAAUGUGAAAUUAAACUAGUUAAAAAGCC
Salarias fasciatus (jewelled blenny) is the source of this 2181-nucleotide messenger RNA. It is a transcript of the gene rhogb, whose product is annotated as ras homolog family member Gb. Gene Ontology annotation, biological process: small GTPase-mediated signal transduction. The record is from RefSeq and is a predicted model, not a curated record. Lineage: Eukaryota; Metazoa; Chordata; Actinopteri; Blenniiformes; Blenniidae. Gene Ontology annotation, molecular function: GTP binding; GTPase activity. Bases 330 to 911 code for a protein of 193 amino acids. The transcript is spliced from 5 exons.